AUGUCGACUUGGGAGAUCCACAGCAGCGCAAGCAGCGAAGACGACGCUGCCGCGGCGCCCCUGACGUUCACGCGCUCCCGACCUAGGCGGAGGGCCAAAGCGCUCGCAGACGCCGAGUCGCCGCCCCAAGAAGACGCCAUGCUCGCUCGCCGGCUCAGCGGCGCGUUUUGCGCGCAUCGCGCCGCGACGCCCCCGACCCUCGGCGCUGCUGCACCGUGGGGCACCCCGGCGCUGCCGCGCGCCCCGCUGCAGGUGGUGCAGGUGCAGAAUGGCAACUGUGUCAGCCCACAAGUCACGAUCUUCAAGCAGCAGCAUCAACAGCAGCAGCAGCAGCAGCGGCAGCAGCAGCAGCAGCAGCAACCGGCACCUGCACUCUUCAAGCCUUGGGCCUCAUCGGCUGGCCUGGCCCCUGCAAGCCCCGACUGGUCGCCCCGCCCUGCGAGCAGCGGUGGAGGCGGCGGCACAGGCAGCGCAGGACGCAGCAGCAGCACCAGCAGCGAGGUCAGCGCCAGGCUCAAGAGCAGGGGGUCAAGCAAAUCUGGGCGGGCGACCCCGGACGUUUGGUACAGCCCAUCCCCUGCCGCGUCGCCCGUCGCGUCACCUGCGGCGCCACCUGCCGCGUCGCGCGUCGUGUCACCCGCGGCGUCACCUGCCGCGUCGCCCUCCGCGCCACGUGCCAUGUUACCUGCCACGUCACCCGCCACGUCACCCGCCCGGCGGUCGCCCGGCGGGAGCGACCGCAGCAAUGACAGCGGCCGCAGAAUGGGGUGGUCGCGAGCAGCAGCGGAUGUCCAGCAUACUGAAGAGGAGCAGCAGCAGCAGCAGAACCAGCAGCACCGGCUGCCGUGGCAGUCUGGUUCUCCUGCGCAGGUGCAGGAGGCGCCAUCACCGCACUCAGCCCUCGACGCCGAUGCAACCCCAACAUCGAUGCCCGACAGCGCCCGGCGCAGGACGGUGCCGGCAGUAGCCGAGGGCGUCGACCGGCCUCAUCUGCCGCUUGUGGCGCCCGCGUCGCCGGCCGCCGCGAGCAGCGCGCCGGGGCCGCCCGCCACCCCCGCCAUGGGCUUGGUCCUAGCGACGCCGGGCCCGACGCCGCGCGCGACGAUCCUCGACCCCUACACCCCGUGGCUCCGCACCACCACCAAGCCGCCGCGCCGCGGCGGCUACCGCUCGGGCCUGUUUGGCGACCCGGGCAGCGGCGGCGAGGACGAUUGCUGCAGCGCCAGUGGGUCGAGCGUCGGCAGCAUGGGCCUGCUCAGCAGCCCCAGCCCUAGCCCUGAGCAGGGGGAGGGGCAGCGCACCCGCGGCGGCGGCGCGUGGCGCUUGGGCGCGGGCGGCGACGGGUGCGGUCGCGAGCGCUCGAGCGAGAGCCUGACUCGGCAGCCCCUGCAGCCGCCAUUGCCGCCGCAGCAGCAGCAGCCGGCGAGCUGCACAUCGCCUCCGCCUCGGGCGAUGAAUGGAGGGGAUUCCCCGGACAGCUGGCGCCCGACCACCGCCACGCGCCAGCGCGCAGGCCGCGCCAGGGUCUUGCUGAGCGACAGCGAGUCUCAGGGUGCCGCCAGCGGGCCCCCCUCGCCCGCCGCGCCGUCCGUGUGGCUGGGCGGCGGCGCGCAUCGCCAAGAGCCCCGCGCGGCGUCCCCGCAGCUGCAGGCGGCGGCGGCCAGCGAAAGCGGUUGGACCCCGGGCAUCUCUGGCAGCAGCAGCGCCGAGCCGCAGCGCAGCGGGCGCGCGGCCAGCACGACCGCGCGCAGCCCCGACAGCUUCGGCCCGGGCGGCUGGGGCAGCCGUCGCCGCAGCGGCGGCGGCGGCGGUAGCGGCAGUGAGCAUGGCGGGGACAGCGGCAGCAGCGGCGGGGGCUG
Messenger RNA from Monoraphidium neglectum, 1859 nucleotides. RefSeq lists its product as hypothetical. Lineage: Eukaryota; Viridiplantae; Chlorophyta; Chlorophyceae; Sphaeropleales; Selenastraceae. The record is from RefSeq and is a predicted model, not a curated record. The transcript has a single exon. The annotation marks the transcript as partial.